Messenger RNA from Ceratina calcarata, 2393 nucleotides. RefSeq names its product Secreted Wg-interacting molecule. The transcript is spliced from 8 exons. NCBI's taxonomy places the organism in Eukaryota, Metazoa, Arthropoda, Insecta, Hymenoptera, Apidae. Bases 614 to 1975 code for a protein of 453 amino acids. Gene Ontology annotation, molecular function: cysteine-type peptidase activity. Gene Ontology annotation, biological process: proteolysis. The record is from RefSeq and is a predicted model, not a curated record.
AGCUAAUCGUUUAGGAGAUAUUUCAAUUUAAGCUCCCUAUAAAACACUUUUCGCUAUAUGCCAGAGUACCGAAGUUAUCGAGAUGUAAAAAUCGGCUGAGACACCCUGUAUAUGAUGCCAGUAACCUCCUUCUUCAACCUCUUUCCACCGAUCGAGUUAUUUUUAAAAUAGCCAUUCGUUCGUAAUUAUACGUAUCUAUACACGUACACUCAUCGCACGUAAGUAUGGAGAGCGGCGCUUAUUUAUGCGAUCUUUCAAAUUUCGACUCCUCUCUCUUUCUCUCUAGCGAUGACGUCCGCGUUGUUUCGGUAUGAUGCGAUCGAAGAUCGAAGGGGAAAAAUCAUCGGGAAUGAAUGCUCCUGGACUGCGGAGGCGCAGUCGGUAGUCGCUAUGCGUAAUCGUCUGUAACGGUGGAUCGCGCGACAGACGUUCGUUCGCUAUACCAUAGAUCAGCAUUAUCUUUUAUCGCUGUCAACAUCUGGAAGCGACCGUGCGACGCUGCGCCACAGUUUGAAUCGGGCCGCGAGCACGCUUGAUCGAUUCUCCGUACUUUAGCAGCGAAUCGUUCGCCGAAGCGCAUCUGUCGAAUCAUCGUCUGAUAAAAGGUGCGACGAUGCACUCUUGGGGAAGAUUAGCGUACGGGAUUUUGCUGCUAGUAGCCGCGGCGAACAGCAUGCCCGAUUUCUCUGGUUUACCACCCGGCCCGUACUGUGCCGGUAGAUAUCCGCCGGGCGAAUGUUGUCCGGGUCGUCGGGACGAGUGCAGUGCACCGAUCGUCAACACGAUCUGUUACUGCGACGACUUCUGCGACCGAUUCAGAGAGGAAGAUUGUUGCCCGGAUUUCUAUAGCCAUUGCAAAGGGAUCGAGGCAAACGUCACCUUACCACCGCCUCCGCCGCCGGCCGAAAUCAGAAGUUGUUACUUCCAACGGAAAUAUUACAACGCCAGCCAAACGUUCAAGAUCAACUGCAAUAUAUGUAAAUGUUCCACGGUGGGUAGAACAGCCGAGGUGCUCUGCGAACAGAACCGAUGCCUUCAGGAGCCAGAUCUGAUAAACGAGAUCAAUUCGAACAGUUGGUCCUCUUCGCUCGGCCCUUUGGGAUGGAGGGCACGAAAUUACUCGGAGUUCUGGGGUCGAACGCUAAAGGAGGGAGUGCAACUUCGAUUGGGUACCUUGAAUCCGUCGCGAUCGGUUUACAAGAUGAACUCCGUGCGACGUAUUUAUGAUCCGGCGACAUUGCCUCGAGAAUUCGACGCUAGGACCAGAUGGCCUCGAGAGAUCUCGGGCGUAGAGGAUCAGGGCUGGUGCGGCGCAUCCUGGGCGAUCUCCACAGCUCGCGUCGCUUCCGACAGGUUUGCCGUGAUGAGUAUGGGCGCCGAAAGCGUUCUUCUCAGCGCGCAACAUCUGCUUUCCUGUAACAACAGAGGGCAACAAGGGUGUAGCGGCGGCUACUUGGACCGCGCCUGGAUGUAUCUGAGACGAUUCGGGCUGGUUGAAGAGAACUGCUAUCCGUGGAGGGGUAUGGACGAGCAGUGCAAGUUACGAAAGAGAACGAACUUGAAGAUCGCUGGAUGCGUUCCUGCCUCGGCGAAUCCACUUCGAACGGAAUUGUACAAAGUCGGGCCAGCUUAUCGACUAGGUAACGAAACGGACAUCAUGCAAGAGAUUCUGACGUCCGGGCCUGUUCAAGCUACCAUGAGGGUCUAUCAAGAUUUCUUCUCGUACGAGUCCGGAGUGUACAAACACUCGGCGACCGCCGAGCUUUACGAAACCGGCUAUCACUCGGUCAGGAUCAUUGGAUGGGGAGAGGAUGAGCAGCCUCGUUUCAAUCGCGUCUCGCCAUUGAAGUAUUGGCUGGUCGUGAAUUCCUGGGGUCGGGAAUGGGGCGAGGAUGGCCUCUUCCGAAUCGAAAGAGGCACCAACGAAUGCGAGAUCGAAUCGUUCGUACUCGGAGUAUGGGCGAAAACCGUCUGACAACGAUCCGUUCGAUAGGACAAGGAGCCCGUAUCGCCAACAACGAUAUUCGACAGGACGUCUCGUGCCUCCGCUCAUCUUAUCGUUAGAUACAUUGUCAGCGUUGCAUUUAUAUUUCCACCUCCAUUCUACAGUCAAUUUUCAUAGGUCGAUCGGCAUUCGUAUAGCUUCGCAUACGCGUUAUCUUAAUUUUUAUUUAACAAUUGCGAUCGGAACAACAUUUAGAAUACGCGUACAACGUUCUUCUACGUGUACGUAUAUGUGCGUGUAUGCAUGUAUAUAACGUGUACACGUAGAAAUUCGUGGAUCUACUCCAGGAAAUAAAGUGACAGAACUGAGAACAGCACUGAACGUGCUCUUCGAACGUGCAACGUCGUGUAGAUAUGUUUUUACGUGAAAUAUAGUAUGUCUGUCCGCA